UAGCGCAAAUAAAUAUUGCAACAACAAAUAAAUUUAUAAUUUUUGGAAAAUAGUUUUUAGAAGACACAAUAAAGGUUGUACGAUUUGAAAAAUGGAUUUAGAUAAUAAUUGAUUUGAAUCAAACUAGUCUUAGAAAAUAGAAAGUUUGAAACAUUUGUUUCAAAAGGGUGAUCGCUGUAGGCCAUUUCCAACAAAUUAUUUUAGUUUUCUACUUCGGAUUCGUGAAUUACUAUGUAAAGUUCCUACCGUUCGAAUCUAUGACGAGUAACAUUAGCGUUUAACUCGAGGAUCAACUUUACGGCAUAGAUACCUUCUUAAAGAACCAUACAUAAUCCAGAAACUAUAAUUUCUAUUGCAAAAUAUUUUUUCAAUUCAUUCAUUUGCCCAUUGAAUGAGGCUGGUUUGGAGCUACGCUCAUAACCUCAGAGUUUCGAGUUUUUUGUCCAAUAAAUAAGGUACCCAUACGGUACACGCGGCGUCCAACAAGCAAUCGACUUUUUAAGAAACUUUUUCAUGGUAAACAAGCGACCGAAAGCUUUGGCAUUCACCAUUGCCAAGCCACCAUAUGAAUAGGCAAACACUUUGGCUGCCAACAUUUUCCACUUGAAAGUUCCAUAAUUCAGUAAAAUUGAUUUUUAUUUCAUCAAAAUACUUCACAAAGCUGUGUGUGUUUCCAUAGAAGAAAAAUUCAAUAUUAGUGAAGUCGGGUGUCCUCAUACCAAAGAGACAAUUGCAAAUACAAAAGAGUGAAGAUAGUCUGGCACCAAUACAACCAACAAUGUCUGAAGGAAGUGAGUGCUCGGAUGAGCAACCGCCGAAAGCUCAGGCCAGUAAAACUGCAGCGGAAAACAUGUCGACCGAUUCUAAGCAGCGAAUUCAGGUGCCCGAGGCGUUGAGAGAGGUGCUCUUGGAGUUUUCCAUAGCGUAUCUGCUGGAACAGCCCGGAGAUGUGGUCGAUUAUGCAGUACAGUAUUUCAAUAAAUUGCAGUCCAAUCGCCAGGCAGCUGCAAAUUUCUAUCGUCCAGAUUCUCCAGAGAGCAGCAUCAUAUCACAGGAAGAAG
Molecule: messenger RNA, 1061 nt
Organism: Bactrocera dorsalis (oriental fruit fly)
Lineage: Eukaryota; Metazoa; Arthropoda; Insecta; Diptera; Tephritidae
Gene: Pka-R2
Product: cAMP-dependent protein kinase type II regulatory subunit
Biological process (GO): regulation of protein phosphorylation
Cellular component (GO): cAMP-dependent protein kinase complex
Molecular function (GO): cAMP-dependent protein kinase regulator activity
Source: RefSeq, a predicted model, not a curated record